GUAGAAAACUUUAGCCAACCAUCUUCCCACGGAUCAGCCCUUGCUGAAUCAGAGCAACAGAUUUUGCGGGAUUUGAUGAGUGAUGCAAUGGAGGAAAUUGAGACUCAACAGACUGCUUCUGUCAUGAAGCCAGAGUCUAAUGGAGUUUUGGAUGACAGAUCUCAAACUCAGGAGCCAUCUUGCUCAGAUCUGUUCCUAUUUCCAGAUGAAAGUGGAAAUGUUUCACAAGAUGCAAGUCCUACUUAUGCUUCAUUCACUCAUCACCUGAUAAAUGAGGCCAUGGGAGACGUUCCUGCCGAAAGUGAUGAUUUCUGCAUUCUUUUUGCACCCAAAGUUGCUGUUGCUGAAAAAGAGGAAGAGCCAGUAAUAAAAAUAAUGGUUGAUGAUGCAAUUGUCAUAAAGGAAAAUCAUUUCAGCCAGCCUAUUAAAAAAACAGAUACAAGCAAAGCUCCCCUUCAUUUUCCUGUUCCUCUGGUACGCUAUGUUGUAAAGGAAAUCUCUCUUAUUUGGCAUCUCUACGGUGGAAGGGAUUUUGGGACUGCACCUCCAACGUCUCCAGCUAAAAGUUUCAUAAGUCCCCAUAGUUCUCCUUCUCAAACGCCAACGAGGCAUGGGCGGAGCACAGCGUGUGGGGGAAGAGGAAGAAACCCAGACUUCCUAAUGGAAAUACAGUUAAGCAAGGUGAAAUUCCAGCAUGAAGUAUACCCUCCAGCUGGUGCAGAAGGUGAAUGCAGUCUGUUGGAGCAGCCGGUGUCUCGGCAGGUUUUUAUUGUUCAAGACCUGGAGAUUAGAGAUCGCUUAGCUACAUCACAGAUGAAUAAAUUCCUCUAUCUCUACUGCAGUAAGGAGAUGCCCAGAAAAGCACAUUCAAACAUGCUAACAGUUAAAGCAUUACAUGUUCGUCCAGAGUCUGGCAGGUCCCCACAGGAAUGUUGUUUACGUGUUUCACUAAUGCCACUUCGCCUCAAUAUUGACCAGGAUGCCUUGUUUUUCCUGAAGGACUUUUUCACUAGCCUCUCUACAGAAGUAGAACUCUUAGUUACUCCAGAUCCUGAAG
This is a messenger RNA of Merops nubicus (carmine bee-eater), 1057 nucleotides long. RefSeq names its product autophagy-related protein 2 homolog B-like. The annotation marks the transcript as partial. The record is from RefSeq and is a predicted model, not a curated record. Gene Ontology annotation, biological process: autophagy of mitochondrion; reticulophagy; autophagosome assembly. Gene Ontology annotation, molecular function: phosphatidylinositol-3-phosphate binding. NCBI's taxonomy places the organism in Eukaryota, Metazoa, Chordata, Aves, Coraciiformes, Meropidae. The transcript is spliced from 7 exons. Gene Ontology annotation, cellular component: phagophore assembly site; extrinsic component of membrane.